UCUGCCAGGGAAUUGGUGUUUUGAAGACUCUUACAGCUUUUAAUCCUCGUUCCCUUGGGAAUACAAACCUUUCUAAUCAUGUCACCGGCCAUGUGGAAAUGGACUUGCCUGGUUUCUCACCUCCUACUAUCCACCACAGUGUCGCCUCUUGGCAGGCAGCAGCCACUCCACCCAAAGAGGCCCUUCAUCACUUUCACUGGAGACCAAGCAGAGGGGAACUUCAACCACUUGGUGGUUGACGAAAGGACUGGGCACAUUUACUUGGGAGCUGUCAACAGGAUCUACAAACUCUCCAGUGACCUGAAGGUCCUGGUGACCCAUCAGACUGGUCCUGAUGAAGAUAAUCCCAAAUGUUAUCCUCCCAGGAUAGUCCAAACCUGCAAUGAACCCUUGACGCCCACUAACAACAUAAACAAAAUGCUCCUCAUAGACUACAAGGAGAAUCGAUUGAUAGCCUGUGGGAGUCUUUACCAGGGCAUCUGCAAGCUUUUGAGGCUGGAUGACCUCUUCAAGCUGGGGGAGCCCUUCCACAAGAAGGAGCAUUAUCUCUCUGGGGUGAAUGAGAGUGGCUCUGUUUUUGGAGUCAUUGUUUCUUACAGCAACAUGGAUGACAAGUUGUUCAUUGCCACUGCCGUGGACGGCAAACCUGAGUAUUUCCCCACUAUUUCCAGCAGAAAGCUCACCAAGAACUCCGAGGCAGACGGGAUGUUUGCGUAUGUCUUUCAUGACGAGUUUGUGGCCUCUAUGAUCAAGAUCCCCUCAGACACCUUUACCAUCAUCCCUGACUUCGACAUCUACUACAUUUAUGGCUUCAGCAGUGGUAACUUUGUCUAUUUCCUAACUCUACAGCCUGAGAUGAUCUCACCACCUGGGUCCACCACGAAGGAGCAGGUUUAUACCUCCAAGCUGGUCCGGCUUUGUAAGGAGGACACAGCCUUUAACUCCUAUGUUGAGGUGCCCAUUGGCUGUGAGAAGAACGGGGUGGAGUACCGGUUGCUCCAGGCAGCCUACUUAUCUAAGGCUGGAGCCAUCUUAGCGAGGUCUUUGGGUGUUGGCCCCGAGGAUGAUAUCCUGUUCACAGUCUUCUCCAAGGGGCAGAAAAGGAAGAUGAAGUCCUUGGAUGAGUCUGCUCUUUGCAUCUUUGUCCUGAAGAAGAUCAACGAUCGCAUUAAGGACAGACUGCAGUCCUGCUACAGGGGAGAGGGGACAUUAGAUCUGGCCUGGCUCAAAGUCAAGGACAUUCCCUGUAGCAGUGCGCUGUUAACAAUUGAUGACAAUUUCUGUGGCCUGGAUAUGAAUGCCCCCUUGGGAGUAUCAUCCAUGGUGCGAGGGCUCCCCAUUUUCACUGAGGAUGGAGACAGAAUGACAUCUGUGAUUGCCUACGUCUACAAGAACCACUCCCUGGCUUUUGUGGGCACCAAGAGUGGGAAGCUCAAAAAGAUCCGUGUGGACGGCACCACCAAGAACACGCUGGAGUAUGAGAUCGUGCAGGUGGUGGAUACUGGCCCCAUAUUAAGGGAUAUGGCCUUCUCCAUGGAUCACGAACACCUCUACAUCAUGUCUGAGAAGCAGCUCACUCGGGUGCCCGUGGAGUCGUGUAGCCAGUAUGAGACCUGCAGCGAGUGCUUGGGCUCAGGCGACCCUCACUGUGGAUGGUGCGUUCUUCACAACACGUGCACCAGGAAGGAGCGAUGCGAACGCUCCAGUGAGCCGCGGAGAUUCGCCUCGGAGAUGAAGCAGUGUGUCCGGCUCACCGUGCAUCCCAACAACAUCUCCGUCUCCCAGUACAACGUAUUGCUGGUCUUGGAGACCUACAACGUCCCUGAGCUGUCAGCGGGAGUCAAUUGCACCUUCGAGGACCUUUCAGAGAUGGAUGGCUUGGUGGUGGGCAGUCAGAUCCAGUGCAUCUCGCCAGCUGCCAAAGAAGUGCCCCAGAUCAUCACAGAGAACGGUGGGUGCCUGUCAUGUGUGGAGAGCCCAUACCGGUGUCACUGGUGCAAGUACCGCCACGUCUGCACUCACGACCCCAGCUCCUGCUCCUUCCAGGAGGGACGAGUCAAGCUGCCCGAG
Messenger RNA from Calidris pugnax (ruff), 2070 nucleotides. RefSeq names its product plexin-A4-like. The transcript is spliced from 7 exons. Gene Ontology annotation, biological process: regulation of cell shape; regulation of GTPase activity; regulation of cell migration. The record is from RefSeq and is a predicted model, not a curated record. Gene Ontology annotation, cellular component: semaphorin receptor complex. The annotation marks the transcript as partial. Gene Ontology annotation, molecular function: semaphorin receptor activity; protein binding. Lineage: Eukaryota; Metazoa; Chordata; Aves; Charadriiformes; Scolopacidae.